This is a messenger RNA of Saxophila tyrrhenica, 1377 nucleotides long. RefSeq names its product Palmitoylated plasma membrane-bound casein kinase (gene YCK2). Gene Ontology annotation, cellular component: cytoplasm; nucleus. Gene Ontology annotation, biological process: peptidyl-serine phosphorylation; endocytosis; signal transduction. Lineage: Eukaryota; Fungi; Ascomycota; Dothideomycetes; Mycosphaerellales; Extremaceae. The record is from RefSeq and is a predicted model, not a curated record. The transcript is spliced from 2 exons. Bases 1 to 1377 code for a protein of 458 amino acids. Gene Ontology annotation, molecular function: ATP binding; protein serine/threonine kinase activity.
AUGGCCUCAUCGAGCAGCAACGUCGUCGGCGUGCACUACCGGGUGGGCAAGAAGAUCGGAGAGGGCAGUUUCGGCGUUAUCUUCGAGGGCACCAACCUCCUCAACAACACCCAGGUCGCGAUCAAGUUCGAGCCGCGCAAGAGCGAUGCCCCCCAGCUACGCGAUGAAUACCGCACGUACAAGAUAUUAGUAGGCUGUCCCGGUAUUCCUAAUGUAUACUACUUCGGUCAAGAGGGUCUCCACAACAUCCUGGUAAUAGACCUGCUCGGUUCGAGUCUGGAGGAUCUGUUCGACCAUUGCGGCCGGCGCUUCUCGAUCAAAACAGUGGUCAUGGUCGCGAAGCAGAUGCUGUCUCGAGUCCAGACAAUACACGAGAAGAACCUGAUCUACCGCGACAUCAAGCCCGACAACUUCCUGAUUGGCCGACCGAACACGAAAGCUCAGAAUGUCAUCCACGUCGUCGACUUUGGCAUGGCGAAGCAGUACCGAGACCCGAAGACGAAGCAACACAUCCCGUAUAGAGAACGAAAGUCGCUGUCGGGCACAGCAAGAUACAUGUCCAUCAACACACAUCUGGGAAGAGAGCAAUCGCGGCGAGAUGAUCUCGAGGCACUGGGCCACGUGUUCAUGUACUUCCUGAGAGGUGGUCUGCCUUGGCAAGGGCUGAAGGCUGCAACCAACAAGCAAAAGUACGAGAAGAUUGGUGAGAAGAAGCAGACGACGGCGAUCAAAGACCUGUGCGAAGGCUUUCCAGAAGAGUUCAACAAGUACCUCUCAUACGUGCGAAACCUUGGUUUCGAGGACACUCCCGACUACGAUUACCUUCGAGAGCUUUUCACAAAGGCACUGCAGAACACUGGUGAGGUGGAGGAUGGCGAAUACGACUGGAUGAAGCUCAACAACGGCAAAGGCUGGGACCUGUCAGCGCGAGCAUCACAGACGGCGCCACAUCGAGAAGGACCAGAGGUAUCACGAGUUGCUGUAGCAGGCGGCCAACCGGGCGGUCAAAGAGGAUCGAAGGCGCAAAUAUCAGCCGAUCGACUAAACGCAGAACUUCCGAAGCCCGGCCAAGCACGACAAAGCCAACAGCCCGUCAGCAAACAACAGCCGCGAAGACACCACAACAGCCAAGACCUGGCAAAAAGAACGAGCAAUGGCAUGCAGCUCGAUGCACCCGACGCAGCAAGCACGGCUCCGCAGUUUGCGAACAGCACCCCAAACUUGCCAGGCCGGCUUAGCACCCAGGCGAUGAACUCACGGCAACCCUCUGGCGUGCAAACCCAGCAGCAGACUCGGCCGGCACCGCAGCAGCAACAGCAGCCGGAACAGAAGGAGGGCUUCAUGCAGAAGGUCUUGAAGGUGCUGUGCUGCGGAUAG